Pichia membranifaciens NRRL Y-2026 is the source of this 1855-nucleotide messenger RNA. RefSeq lists its product as hypothetical. Gene Ontology annotation, biological process: inner mitochondrial membrane organization. NCBI's taxonomy places the organism in Eukaryota, Fungi, Ascomycota, Pichiomycetes, Pichiales, Pichiaceae. The coding region runs from base 62 to 1732 and encodes 556 amino acids. The transcript has a single exon. Gene Ontology annotation, cellular component: mitochondrial inner membrane. The record is from RefSeq and is a predicted model, not a curated record.
GAGUGCUCAUUGGAUUGUGCAACAGGGAGGUCAUGAAAAUGAACUGAGGAGUUUCUCAAGGAUGAUUAGGAUCAGAUCGUUGAUCCGCUGCAGAAUAUAUGUGCCGACAAGAUCAUUUGGAACAACUAUCGGGACUUUUAACAACGGCUCGAAGUCGUCUUCCCCACAAUUUGCAAACACCGAUAAAGACGAGAAGACCAAAGAGCCAGUCAAGGAGGGCGACAAUGUAGAUACAACAGUGCAAGAGAGACUGUCAAAGAUUUUAGCAGACAUCUCCGAAAACAAGAGGAUGGUGGAGGAACAACAGAGAGGCGCAGGAGGUACACUAGGGAAAAGGAUAACUGAUCACACGAGAGAAGGCUUCGGUGCUCAGCCCAAUGCUUAUCCAGUCGAUAUAAGUAACACUUCAGUGCCUGGCAUUGAUGAUCUGACACAAGAGAAAGUCCAUUCCAGUACUGAUACACAGCAGCCCCCCAUUGGAACCCGCACAAACGCCAAAGGCAGCACCAAUAACAGCAGCAAUUCGGGCACCACCUACACGUAUGCGGACAUUUUCAACAUCAAGCAAAUUAUAGACACAGUUAAGCAGAGUGAAAACGUAAAACAAUUGCAACAGGAGUUGACGAUGUUCUAUCAGAAGAAGAAGAAAGACCAGCAGGUGUUGGCGGAGUCCUUAAGUCAAAGAAUGGGCCAGAACGUGGUGGAGUUGAAACGAUCCAUCAAGAUAGCAUCGAAAGUUCUUAACGAGAUCACCGGAUACAACAAAGUCAUCAGAUUGAAAGACAUCAUUGUUGAAAACGAGCAAAAGUUGAAGGACUUGAAAGAGUCGAUCCAUGAGGCCAAGAUAGAACACGAAAAAGCGCUUGACUUGAGAUCUUCGUCACAGAAAGAAGUCAACGAGCUUUUGGAAAGAAAGAAUAGUUGGAAGCCUACGGACUUGGACAGAUUCACUAGAAUUUACAUGACGACACACGACCUGGACACGAGCGUGAAAGAGAUGUCGGAAAGGUUGAAGUACUUGGAAGACCUGCAAGAAAGCACACAUGACGCUCUCAUCAGGUCGAUCAUGAACAGGUACCACGAAGAACAGGUGUGGUCGGAUAAGAUACGGCAGUUUUCCACCUGGGGUACCAUUCUAAUUAUGUGCAUUAACUUACUGCUUGUGCUACUGGUCCAAUUUGUGUUCGAGCCGUUCAAGAGAUGGAGACUAGUGAAUUCGUUUGAAGACAAAGUGAAAGACCUUUUCCACAACAGCGAAAAGCUUGACCUUGACAUCCAGCAGUUGAAAGGACAGCUGGACACCUUGAAACUAAAUCCCGUGGCUGCUGCAGCAGCAGCAGCAGCUUCGGAGCAAGAUGAAGAUGCCAGUUCCACUCCUGAGCCUGAGUCUAAGCCUGGGCUCAACCCGACACUAGAGCCUGCCCUGCUGGAAAGUCCUCCAUUAGAAAGCAUCGCUGCUUCCAAAGAGGCAAUGGCGGAGCAAACACCUCUCCCGCCGUUCCGCCUCGUAGUGAACAAAAGACUGGACACCGAAACACUACGCAAAUACUGGGCGCACUACUAUCUGUUGACCAGUGACUGGUUGCACAAGUUCGUGCACUACAUGACUCCUCUGGCCUACCCAAGCAGCACGCCAUUGCAGACGACUGUCGGCGAGUUUCAGGGUUAUGUUUGUGGCAGCGUUAUAGCGAGUGCUGUGCUGGGACUUCUUCUGGGACGACUAGUGGCCUAAAUCCCGCGGGCGAAAGCGUCAAGCGUUCUAUUUGUAUUACUAUGUAAUUCUGUGGCAAGAAUAGACAUCUUUUAUGGUUGAGCUGGGCUGUCACCACUCCCCUCUCCUCUCCUCUCUCCCCGU